GCUUCUUGUCACCAUGCUCCUGUGGGUGUGCUUCUGUUGCGGCCUGUCAAUCGUAUGUGGACAGCAGGAUCCGGAAUUCUUAGCCAGGGAACUGGAAGAGGCUCAGAUUGUGGACUCCAGCCUCAUUGACAAUGUCGCUCGCAGAGUUCCCAGGCAAGCUCGGUUUCUGCAAAGGCUGGAAACCAGACCCCGGAUGUCUGAAUUCUUAGUGAGAUCCACCAUCAUUUCCCGCUACGCCUUCACCGCCAUGUCCUGCACCUUGGUGAACAGCGGCUCGGAAGACAGAGAAGGGGUCUUUGAGAUGCAGAUCCCCGUCACGGCCUUCAUCACCAAUUUUACCAUGCUCAUCGGGGACAAAGCUUACCAUGGCGAAGUUAUUGGGAAAGACAAAAGGCUGGGGGACGCAACACGACAUUACAGAUACUCAAGGCCCAUAGAUGAUGGGGAAAAUGGAUUUGAGACCUUCAAGGCAUCUGGAACCAUUCCCAGAAAGGGCCAGGCCGUCUUCCUGCUCCAUUAUGAAGAGCUCUUGCAAAGACGGCUGGGGAAGUACCAGUAUACCCUCAGCAUCCGGCCCCAGCAGCUGGUGGGCCGCUUGCGUGUGGAGGUGAACAUCCUUGAAAAUUCGGGAAUUACCUCCCUGGAAGUCCCACCUUUCCAGAGCAGCCGGAGCCGAGGCGGCGGGAAUGGCGAAGAUGAUGUAUCUCCACCCCCUUCGACGGUGAUCGGCCAGACAAAAACUCUGGCCAAAGUGACCUUCAGUCCCAGCGUGGUCCAGCAAGCCAAGAUUGCACGGAGUGGCAUUCUGGGAGAUUUUAUUGUCCGAUACGAUGUCAACAGGGAGCUGAGUGUCGGGGACGUGCAGGUUUUGAAUGGAUACUUCGUGCACUAUUUUGCUCCUAAAGAUCUCCCGCCACUCCCGAAGAAUGUUGUGUUUGUGCUCGACAGCAGCGCCUCCAUGGUGGGGACCAAACUACGGCAGACCAAGGAUGCCCUGUUCACCAUCCUCCAAGAUCUGAGGCCUGAGGACCACUUCAACAUCAUUGGCUUCUCCAAUCGAAUCAAGGUCUGGCAACAGGACCGCCUGCUUCCUGUGACCCCCGAGAACAUCAGAGAUGCAAAGAUCUACAUCCACAACAUGUCGCCCACAGGAGGCACAAACAUAAACGGGGCACUCCAGAUCAGCACGAAAAUCCUCAGCGACUACAUCUCCCAGAGCGACAUCGACGCCCGUAGUGCCUCCCUGAUCAUCUUCUUGACCGACGGGCGGCCCACCGUCGGGGAGACACACUCCACCAAAAUCGUCAACAACACCAAGGCGGCCAUCCGCAACAAGUUUUGCCUUUUCACCAUCGGCAUCGGGAACGACGUCGACUACAAGCUGCUGGAGAGGCUGGCCCUGGAGAACUGCGGGAUGAUGCGGCGCAUCCGGGAGCACGAGGACGCCUCCGAGCAGCUGAAAGGAUUCUACAACGAGAUCAGGACGCCCCUUCUUUCUGAUAUCCGGGUGGACUAUCCAGUUGACAGCGUGGAGCAUGUUACCCAGAACCUCUUCUCCAACUACUUCAACGGCUCCGAAAUUGUCAUCGCUGGGAAGCUGCUCAACCACACAGCCAACAGCCUGCACGUGGAAGUGACUGCCAGCAACAGCAAGAAGUACAUCCUGCUAAAAACCGACGUGCUCGUCGAUCUCCCUGGCCAAAACUACAUCGGGAACAUGCCCAAUGGCAUCGAAGACCCCACGGAAAGUCGGAACUACGUGGAACGGGCAUGGAGUUACCUCACCAUCAAGGAACUUCUGACUUCCUGGUUGAAGAGUGACGACUCUGAGGAGAGGGAGAACCUCAGAGAACGUGCCGAGAAAUUGGCCCUCACCUACAACUUUGUCACCCCUUUCACCACGCUGAAGGUGAAGGAGCUGGGGGUUCAGACAGAGGUGCCAACGGGGGUCUAUAUUGACCCGUCCACUGGCGGUUUGGGGGAGACCAUGCAGGGGCUGAAGGGUCCUGAGGCGCCAGCAGUUCCUGUCCCUGGAAAACUGGACAAAGAAAGAAUUAAAGCCUCGAAAACAUCUGCGGAUGGCGACCCUCACUUUGUCGUCGAUUUCCCCUUGAGCAAGCUAACUGUCUGCUUCAACAUUGACGGGCAGCCCGGGGAUAUCCUCCGGCUGGUGUCUGAUCAUAAGAACUCCGGUGUGACAGUGAACGGUCAGCUGAUCGGGGCCCCAGCACCACCCAACGGUCGUAAGAAGCACAGAACCUACUUUAGAAGCAUCACCAUUCUCAGCACCAAGCCCGACCGAGCCUACCUGGAGGUCACGCCCACCAAGGUCAUCUUGGACGAUGGGGAGAGACUCGUCUUGUCCUGUGGCCGCAGCGCUGUGGUGGGAAGCCAGAAUCUCGAGGUGUCCAUCUUUGCCCGUUCCAAUGUGACGGUGGUGAUUCAGGGCACGAUUGCUUUUGUCAUUCUGAUCCACCAUUACAAGAAUCCUGCUCCUUACCAGAAAGAUCACUUGGGGUUCUACAUCUCCAAUGGCCAAGGGCUUUCUUCCAGCUCACAUGGACUGCUAGGCCAGUUCUUACACCAAGCGGUCAACCUUACCCAGAACCCUCACGGCCCGAGUCCUCCUCUGGACAGCCGGAACCAAACCAGAAGCCCAGGCCCUGGCACCAGCAACGCAUUGCAGCUGAAAGGGCGUCUGGUCCCGGUCGUGCGGAAGCAGAGGAAAAUCUACAACGGCGAGCAGGAAGUGGAUUGCUGGUUCGCCAAGAACAAUGCCGAGAAGCUGAUUGACGGGGCCUACAAGGACUAUCUUGCCUCUCACCCUUUUGACACAGAGACGAGCAACUGGAUGGGGAACAGACUAUAAAGAAAGAG
Heteronotia binoei (common prickly gecko) is the source of this 2877-nucleotide messenger RNA. RefSeq names its product inter-alpha-trypsin inhibitor heavy chain 5 (gene ITIH5). Gene Ontology annotation, molecular function: serine-type endopeptidase inhibitor activity. Bases 14 to 2869 code for a protein of 951 amino acids. The record is from RefSeq and is a predicted model, not a curated record. The transcript has 14 exons. Lineage: Eukaryota; Metazoa; Chordata; Lepidosauria; Squamata; Gekkonidae. Gene Ontology annotation, biological process: hyaluronan metabolic process.